AAUUUCUCGUCAUGAUCAUGAGCUGCUGCCUGGACCUGUAGGAUCUAGCUGGCGCAGCAGCAGCAGCAGUAGUCCACAGCGUUGAGUCUGCGAGGCUGAGACAGCGGCAUCUGUGCUCGGCUGUUGCGAGACAGAUGAGAUGGCAUAGCGACUAGACAAGCUAACGUUACCUUGACACCUGGACGAGAUUGUGUCUUUGUUUUUUCGUCGGUUUGCUGUGUUUUAGUUAGCUAUUUGCUUAAGCUUGCUAGACGCAGGUUAGUCACCAAUGCCCUCACAUAGAUGUCGAUCUAACUUGCUGCAAGCUAGCGUUAGCUCGCUGCUGGUACCCUUCAGACAUUGAAGUGGCCGCAUAAACAUGCGGAUCAUCGAGGCGGAGACCCCUGGGACAUCUCUAACGUUAAACGCUUUCUGCAGGACACGAGUUUCGACUAGCCGCUGACUGGACUCUGCAGAGUCUUUGUAAAGGGGGAAAGAGCGACGGAUCUCAAGGACCAGAUUGCCUGCUGAACUUUUUGCCUCUCAGACAGAUCGCCAGGGACCAUGCUGACCAUUCUAGCUGCUGGGUCUAUGUUCUUUCCAGGCCUUUUCCUACUGUCCAAACAAUGCCUAAAGGCCAUCCCAGCACUGAGGUGGAGCGAAGGAGAUGCAGUCAUUGUAUCUGCCAGGUUGGUUUCAUCAGUUCAGGCAGUCAUGGCUUCUUCAGCUGGCUACAUCAUUGCUUCUUCCUGCGAGGACAUCCUCGAGGACCAGCAUUGGUUGACUAGCUCUUACAUCAUGUUUGCCGUUCCCUACUUCGUGUAUGACAUCUACGCAAUGUUCAUGUGCUACUGGUACAAGCUGCGGGUCAAAGGGCACGAGGAGGCCUCGGCAGCCCCCCAGCAUAUGAGCACAGCUCUGACCAGCUACUUGCGUCGCGAGUUCCUCAUGGUGCUGCACCACGUUGUCAUGGUCACCGUCUGCUUCCCCGUCUCUGUGUUUUGGCGACAAGGAAAGGGAGAUUAUUUCCAGGGUAUAAUGUUUAUGGCUGAGCUCAGCACUCCAUCUGUCUGCUUAGGAAAAAUACUCAUCCAGUACAAACAGCAACACACUCUCCUGCACAAGGUGAAUGGGGCUCUUAUGCUGAUCACUUUUUUCAUCUGUCGAGUCCUCCUCUUCCCUUACCUCUACUACGCCUAUGGAAGGUACGCGUCCAUUCCCUUCCACAUGGUUCCCCUGUCGGUGCCCUGGCACUGUAACCUCGGUGCUGCUCUGCUCAUGGCGCCCCAGCUCUAUUGGUUCUCCCUAAUUUGCCGGGGCGCCCUGCGACUAUUCACGGGCUCCACCCGCUCUCAGAGACCACGUGCGACAACAGACGCAGCUAAGGAGAAGCAGAUGGAUGGCAACGCACUGCCCCAGCCUGCCAACGGCUACAGCGCAUGCUCCUCGGAGCCCGAGCUGGCCACUCACUGAGAUGAGUGGCGGGGAGGGUGGGGAGGGAAGGAAGGCGAAUGUACCAAUGAGUAUGUAAAGGAAAGAAAGCUGUGAGGGAUAAGUGAGACUUGAAACAAGUAGCAAUAUGAAGAAAGCUACAGAUGAUGGCCUCAAAUAGUGCUGAAGUGUUUGUGGCCAGCAGUCAAACUCUUGACAGCUAAACGAUUUGGUUGCUGGCCUUCAAGCACUUCAGCUUCUCAAUUUGUAGGAAACAAGUUGAGUGUUAGUGCACUCAGUAUUUGAAGAUGUCAUCAGGCACUGUGACAGAUAACAUGAAGUAACAUGCACUGACCUGAGAGGAAUUUGCCUGGAUGUAUAGCAAGCAUAGGUGGUUAUUUCCCUCAUGUAGAUCAAAUUCAGUCCUCUCUGCCUCAUGGUAUAGGAAGAGCAGGAAAAUAGGAAUGUAUUAUAUUGUAUGUUAGUACAUUUGCUGUAGAUGAAAGGCCUAAUUCAGUUUAGUAAUGAAGAAAAAAUGUCAGCUAAGCAGUAUUUUGACUUGUUAGUAUUUAAUAUCUGUAUCCUCUAUGUAGUCACUGUCACUCUAAGAAAAUGUAACCAACCUGCAGACUGACUCAUCUUUAGAAAGGAGAUAAUCUCGACUGUAUUCUGCUGCCUUAUCCCUUUUCCCCAUUCUUUGCCGUUUCUUUAGGUUUUUAUUAAUUUUUUGUAUCCUCGGAGAAGGAAGAGGCUUUCUCAGACAGAAAAAAUGUGACGGGUGUACAUAGCCGAUGUAAAAUUGUCCCUUUUUCCAUGUCAGUAUUAGGUCGAUGUUGGUUUUUAAUUAUUUUGUGUGUGUGUCUCACGUUUUUUUGACAUUUCAGCAUUAAAACACUGUUGUACGGCUUAGUGUACGCAAACUUCCCUCAAACGUUACGACAGUGCUUCUUGUUUCAGUGUAGAUAUGACUUCAUUCCAUUUACUGGUAUCACAAAGUGUUUUUUUUUUUGCAUACAAGGAAGUGAUGCACAGUAGCAGUCACUUUAAAAUGAGUGUUUAAGUUUGAUGCUGAUAUAAAUCAUGAAAUAUCCAUUUGAUUGGUUGGAAUAUUUCAUUAAGGAUACAUAAGAUUUGAGUAUUUAUAGCUUUGUCAGGGGACUUGCAAUGUUGCAGUUUGAAGGGAAACAAAAGCGAAAAAUAAUCUCGUAGGGAAGCAUUCUCUUGUGAUAGACCUGCAGCGCAUUUGUCCACGGCAACUUAUUUUGAUGUUGCUCACUUCAUUUUUUUUUUUUUAACCAUUAUUUAGUCUAUGAAUUGUUUUAAACCUUAUACAUUGUAUAAAUUGCUUCAAUCAAUUAGCCGUUUAUUUGAGCCACUGGUUCUAUGAACCUUCUAUGAACAAACUGGCUAGUUUUUAUCAUUUUAUGUUUGUUUAAAGCAGCUUCACUGUCCUAGAAAUGGGUAAAGAAAAAAUAGAAAAUGCUCCAAAACCAUCAAGACAGGGCAACAUGUGCCAAAACAUCUGGACAACUGUGGGCAUGUUGAACACAGAACAUCCAUUCCCGUUUCAUGAACUUAAGGUACUGCUUCUUGACAAUACUAAAACAUUUCAACUGAUGUACUGUAUAUUCCACAAAAUGCUUGUUAUUUAUAAGUAUUUAUUUAUUUAUUUGGUUUGUGGUUUUGAAUGCAUAUUUAUGCAUACAUAUUAUACUAUAUGCUUCUGAGCCUUAUGUAAAGGCUGUAUUGUUACUCCAACUUAGUUAAAAUAAACUUCUCUGUCCUGA
This is a messenger RNA of Sander lucioperca (pikeperch), 3197 nucleotides long. RefSeq names its product TLC domain containing 3Bb (gene tlcd3bb). Gene Ontology annotation, biological process: ceramide biosynthetic process; lipid homeostasis. NCBI's taxonomy places the organism in Eukaryota, Metazoa, Chordata, Actinopteri, Perciformes, Percidae. Gene Ontology annotation, cellular component: endoplasmic reticulum; membrane. Gene Ontology annotation, molecular function: sphingosine N-acyltransferase activity. The record is from RefSeq and is a predicted model, not a curated record. Bases 544 to 1452 code for a protein of 302 amino acids. The transcript is spliced from 7 exons.